ACAAAACAAGCCUGCCUAAAGGUUUACAUCCUGCAACCGACAUUCCUGAAAAGUAUGUUGUAAUAGUGAAAUUUCAUCUAUGGUGUGUCCUUAGUGUUGGAUGUUUCCUGCUGGGCGUCACAUUGGCAACCGAAACUAAUAAGCAUCAGCCACAGCGACACAUCCUUGCGCAUCCGCAAUUAUUGCGGAACAAGCGUGGAUUGCUGUCCGCUUUGUUCGGUGCGGGCGAGGAGCAGACCACGAAGCAACCGGCGGAAGUACUACCCGUCUACGGUGAUCCGGCACAACCUCCGCUCCAUAUGCUGUAUGGCCACUCGACGGGAUUGCAGCAGGGACCAUAUCCACCGUAUCCGGUGAUGUUCCUACCGGGAUCGCCAGUUGCCGGUGAACAAGGCCCAUACCUUCCGAUGUUGGCGUACGGUGGUGUUGGUGGUGAUAACAACCAUCUACCGACGGUUAUCGGUUGGCCCGAACCAACACCAUUUGCACCACUUGCACCUGAUGCAACGGAAGUAACGAUUGGUUCCAGCGGACAAUCGACCACUCCCAAGACGAUGGCAACAAGUUCAACACCAUCGGGCGAUCAGAGUGCGGCCAAGUCAGCUUAUUUACUGAAACUAAACUUAUCACCAGCGGAGGAACGUGAAUUGAAGCGUUUGGCAAAAUUGCUCGGUGUUACCGAUUUUGAGCAUCUGCCACCGUUCGAAGAUGUCAAGGCAUUGUUGGGCACCACGACAUCCGGCGAAACAAUCAAAGCGAUCAAAGAGUACGCCUCGACCCCGGAUGGGUUGGAGCUCAUCAAAGAUUAUGUGAUGAGUUAUCAGCCAGCCAAGCGCAUCAGCCUCGGCAAGGAACCGUACGUCGGCAAUGAGAUCGCAUCGGGUGAGUCCGAUUCUUCGGCCACGACGGAAACGGCACCGUCGUCCCUCGGUAGUGGAUUUUUCGCUCAUCUGCGUCGGUUGAAAUCUUUGCUUACGUUCGGAUACUUUGAUGCAAACGAUGAUACAACGCCGGCACCAUCGACACUGGACGUCUCAACACCUGAAGUGGCCAGUGAGGCACCGUUCACACCGAACGAGUUCCCUGGAUUCGAGAUUCGUGAUGUACGUGGAUCUUCUCCCUCACUCCCGGUAGCUCAUUAUCUUAUACCGGUGCGAACACUGCCACGCCAUUCUUCACCCGCCGAGUUUAAGUAUGCAUCGGCCUUACCGUUCCCGUACGCCGUCCACUAUCCUUCGCUUGUGCCCCAACUUCAGGAUCUUCCAAAUCCUUUCACCAUACGGAAGGAGCCAGAAAGUUUUCAACUGGUUUCCGAUUUCUCACCAAGGAUUGUAAGCGACACUUCCAUCUCCAACGAACUUCCUCCAUCGGAUGGGAUUCCGCUUCCGAAGCGUAUCGCACCUCCAACGUCUGUUACCGGUGAGGUGCAUUCCUUCGAACGGGCGGACAUUGAACAGCCGGUACGCACCACAACACCUGCAGAGCAACAGCAUGAAUUGACCGUGAGCACUGUUACUAGCACCUUGGUAGACCACAAUGUAGCACCGAUCCUAACCGACGUUGCUGAACUCGCGGACGACACAACCGAUUUCGUGCUGAACGUACUGGAUACUGAGCAGACCACGUAGUAACUGCCGGGGGGUCAUACACUGGCUACAAGUUUAUUACUUGUUCACAAAGAAUUUAAACAAGCAGUUGUUAGUUGCUACAUGAGCUUAAAGUCUGCCAGUUGUUUGAAGCGUGUGUUUUAUUUUCUUUUUAAGAAUCGAUUGCUAAACCACUGUACGGUUAAACGGUUAAAAGGAGUUAAUCGUUAAGAACAUAUAAUAAAAGAUAAUGUUUAAAUAAAUGAACUAUAAUUAGCUUUUUUUUUUAGAUAUGUACGAAUGCGGGUUCAAAUCGAAAAGAAACUUAUAAAAAUUAUGUCAAAAAUAGAAAAAUAAUUUACCAGGUAACUUUCUUGAACAUCCAUUUAUACCCGAAAUUGUCCAAUUUUGUAUGCAACAUGGCUAAUUACUUCAAGACGUCUUUCGGUUGAAUUACCAAACUUUUAGCUUUUUGCAUAGAAAAAUAUUUCCGAACACUUUUGUUUUGUAUGACGGUCGAGAGAUUAAUAAUUCUCACGUAUUCUUUGCUGAUUUUCUCGUUGCUAUUACUGGGAAAUGCAAAUGAUCGGAUUCGGAGAGCUCACUUUAGGGAAUCCCACCAGCUAAUAUGAAAUACGCGACCAUUCAUAUGGAAACACCGAAUACUUUAACGAAUCCAAAGUUGUUAUGGAAUCGCGUACCAUUGAUAUGGAAUGUCAAAUGAAAUUGAAGAGUUGAUGUAAAAAAUAAUAUUUUUAACGAAAUUUUAAACAAAGUUUUUCUUCCAAAUAGGAACUACAAAUUAUUAUUAACAAUAAUAAAUAACAAAUAGCCUAGUUUUCAUCAAAUUGGAACUGAAAGUUUUAAAAACUAAUAGUGUAACGAAAAAAGGAUCACACGAACACAACAA
Anopheles funestus (African malaria mosquito) is the source of this 2496-nucleotide messenger RNA. RefSeq lists its product as uncharacterized. NCBI's taxonomy places the organism in Eukaryota, Metazoa, Arthropoda, Insecta, Diptera, Culicidae. The record is from RefSeq and is a predicted model, not a curated record. The transcript has 3 exons. Bases 300 to 1628 code for a protein of 442 amino acids.